Molecule: messenger RNA, 2109 nt
Organism: Pan troglodytes (chimpanzee)
Lineage: Eukaryota; Metazoa; Chordata; Mammalia; Primates; Hominidae
Gene: ZNF134
Product: zinc finger protein 134
Source: RefSeq, marked provisional
GUCGGCUCUUAGGUGGAACCAUCGGAGCAGAAGCUCGGGGUUGCUGGGCGGUUCCGAGGUGACGGAAGCGGGAGGGUGCGGGAGAAGUCGCUGUUCGCUCUGCGGAGUGGCUCGCCAGCGAAGACCCCGCCUGCGCCCCCGGGGACGGACGACCGCGGUGCCAGGGUCCCGCGACCUGGGACCCCCUCGCGGCUCCGUGUGGUCUACGAACUGUGAUGGCGGCGGCCGCGGUGAUGGGCCCGGCGCAGAUCCUCUGUGGUUGUUGAAUUGUAACAAGAGAGAGAACUCUGGCUACCUGAGAGGGCAUGACUCUAGUCACAGCAGGAGGGGCUUGGACAGGCCCUGGUUGUUGGCAUGAAGUGAAGGAUGAAGAGUCAUCUUCUGAACAGAGCAUUUCUAUAGCAGUGUCACAUGUUAAUACUUCCAAGGCAGGUUUGCCCGCACAGACGGCUCUCCCUUGUGACAUAUGUGGCCCCAUCUUGAAAGAUAUUUUGCAUCUGGAUGAACACCAGGGUACACACCAUGGACUGAAACUUCACACAUGUGGGGCAUGUGGGAGACAAUUCUGGUUCAGUGCAAACCUUCAUCAGUACCAGAAGUGUUACAGUAUAGAGCAACCCUUAAGAAGGGAUAAAAGUGAGGCCUCAAUUGUGAAGAACUGCACAGUUAGCAAAGAACCUCAUCCGUCAGAGAAGCCCUUUACGUGUAAGGAGGAGCAGAAAAACUUCCAGGCUACUUUGGGUGGCUGCCAACAAAAGGCCAUCCACAGUAAAAGGAAGACACACAGGAGCACUGAGAAUGGGGAUGCAUUUCAUGGUGAACAAAUGCAUUACAAGUGCAGUGAAUGUGGGAAAGCUUUCAGCCGCAAAGACACACUUGUCCAGCACCAGAGAAUUCAUAGUGGAGAGAAGCCUUAUGAGUGCAGCAAAUGUGGGAAAGCCUUCAGCCGCAAAGCUACACUUGUUCAGCAUCAGAGAAUCCAUACUGGAGAAAGGCCUUUUGAAUGCAGCGAAUGUGGAAAAACCUUCAGUCGAAAAGACAACCUUACUCAGCACAAGAGAAUCCACACUGGAGAAAUGCCUUAUAAGUGCAAUGAAUGUGGGAAAUAUUUUAGCCAUCACUCCAAUCUAAUUGUACACCAGAGAGUUCACAAUGGAGCAAGGCCUUAUAAGUGCAGUGAUUGUGGGAAAGUCUUCAGACACAAAUCUACACUUGUUCAGCAUGAGAGUAUUCACACUGGAGAAAAUCCUUAUGAUUGCAGUGAUUGUGGGAAAUCCUUUGGCCACAAAUACACCCUCAUUAAACAUCAGCGAAUUCACACUGAGUCAAAGCCGUUUGAGUGCAUUGAAUGCGGGAAGUUCUUUAGUCGAAGUUCUGACUAUAUUGCACACCAGAGGGUUCACACUGGUGAAAGGCCUUUUGUGUGUAGUAAAUGUGGGAAAGACUUUAUCAGAACCUCCCACCUUGUUCGACACCAAAGAGUUCACACUGGAGAAAGGCCAUAUGAGUGCAGUGAAUGUGGGAAGGCCUACAGCUUAAGCUCCCACCUCAAUCGGCACCAGAAAGUUCACACUGCAGGCAGGCUUUAGGAGUGCUUUGAAUACAACAGGACUCAUCAAUCAGAUGUUGAAUUUCAUGUAUCUGAACAUUGACACAAAGGAGAUACCUUAUGGUGCCAGGUACGUAGGAACCUUCUAGGGAUAUGUUGCACUUUCUGACUUGCUCAGGUUUUUUGCCAGAGUUAUGUCACUGUCAAUCCAUGUGGCCGAAACCAUCUUAACUCUGCCAGCUAAGAAACUCCAGCAUUGGGGAAGGCAGGGUUUUGUAUUCUCCAGUCCGUGGAGAAAAUCAUGAAAUGCCUGAGUUCAUUGGGGGUCCUCAUUCCCUUCUGUAUGACAGGUAUAGGUAUGGAUAUGACCCAUUUUUAGCCAAGAGGGUCUGAGCUGUAUCUGCUGGUGGCUUAUACAAAAAGUUUACUUUCUUCAUGGAUAUUCUUGGUCUCACAUACUUGUAAUCAAGUUUUUCCAGCCUCCAAGUCACCUGGUCUGGGAAAGUACUUGCCUCAUGUUGCUCUGGUUUGUGAUAAUAAAGGUUUUACAGUUUAAGCCA